This is a messenger RNA of Rosa rugosa (rugosa rose), 3557 nucleotides long. RefSeq names its product putative receptor-like protein kinase At3g47110. Gene Ontology annotation, molecular function: protein binding; protein kinase activity; ATP binding. Lineage: Eukaryota; Viridiplantae; Streptophyta; Magnoliopsida; Rosales; Rosaceae. The coding region runs from base 221 to 3337 and encodes 1038 amino acids. Gene Ontology annotation, biological process: protein phosphorylation. The transcript has 2 exons. Gene Ontology annotation, cellular component: plasma membrane. The record is from RefSeq and is a predicted model, not a curated record.
UCUGCCCUUGCUUCUUUUAAUGUCACAGCUUCAGAAUUUAGCAUCCAUGGAGAAACAGUGACACAUAUCAUAAUAAAUUGUAGCCAGUUCGAAUUGUCAUACCUGCCAAUUUACUCACUGUUCUGGUGGUUCAUCUACCAUUACAGCAAUAAUAAUAAAAAAUUCCUACUUUCUUAGGACCUGUUAUAUCUGUAAAGAGAAAUUGUUCUAUGAAGAAAGAAUGGCUUACAAUCUGAACUAUUGUAUUACAGAAAUGGUACUAUGUUUUUUCUUCAUUGUUCUUGUUCUGCCAUCUAAGUCUGCAUUUCUUUGUGAAGAUUCCAGUGAUUGCAACACUCUGCUCAAAUUCAAGGAGGAGCUAACAAGUGAUCCCGAAGGUCAUCUUCAAACUUGGAACGAAGCCAAUCCCUUCUGCAACUGGACUGGAAUUACAUGCCACCAACGUCUCCAAAACCGGGUUAUAGGCCUUGAACUGAUAGAUAUGGGCUUGCAAGGAAGGAUAUCACCAUUCAUAUCCAACCUCUCUCUUCUUACCAACCUGUCUUUACAAAGCAAUAGGUUCCAUGGACAAAUUCCAUCUUCCUUGGGAAUACUUAAAGAUUUGGCAUUUCUGAAUUUGAGCUCAAACAAGCUUGAAGGUAGCAUUCCAGGUUCAUUACAUGGUUGCCAAAGCUUGAAAGUCAUAGACUUGACUUACAACAAUCUAUCUGGUGUUCUUCCUAAAGAACUCGGCUGGGUGAAGAAUCUAACAUACUUGGCUCUCUCCGUAAACAGUCUCAGCGGAGUGCUUCCAGCCUCACUUUUAAACUUGACGGAAUUGACACAACUAGAACUGGCUGUCAACUAUUUUACUGGAAAGAUCCCACCAGAGCUUGGAGCAUUAAGAAAGCUAGAGAUUCUGUAUCUCCAUACAAACUACCUCGAAGGCUCAAUACCUGCAGUAAUUGGUAACUGCACUGCUUUACGCGAAAUCACUCUGAUUGAGAAUAUGUUAAAUGGAGAAAUCCCUUCAGAUUUGUUUGCUAAACUCAAGAAUAUGCAGAAAAUGUACAUGUCAAGAAACAAGCUUUCUGGGAGUAUUCCAGUGACCCUCUCCAAUCUUUCACAGCUGAUACUGUUUGAUGUUAGUUUGAAUAAUUUAGAGGGGCAAGUUCCUGCAGGAUUGGGCAAGCUAGAGAACCUUGAGAAUUUCUACUUACAUUCCAACAACUUGGGUGGCGGCUCUGGUAAUUCUUCUCUCAGUUUCUUAACGGCUCUAACUAACUGUUCAUAUCUGCAAAAACUACAUUUGGGUUCGUGUUUGUUCACUGGAAAUCUACCAUCUUCAAUAGGUGACCUUUCAAAAGACCUCUAUUACUUGAAUCUUUUUGAUAACCACAUUACAGGAAGUAUACCAGAUAGUCUCGGAAACUUAAGCGGCCUGGUAACCUUGUACUUGUCAUACAACAGUUUGGAAGGAAAAACUCCAUCUUCUCUUGGCAAGCUUUCGAAUUUGCAGAGGUUAUACUUGGGGAACAACAGAAUUAUUGGGCCAAUGCCAGAUGACUUAGGGAUGAUGUCUAACCUUGGUGUACUAGAAUUUGGCAACAAUUCGAUUGGUGGGCCAAUUCCGCCUUCACUUGGUAAUCUCUCACAGCUGAGAUAUCUUUACCUGUCUAGAAAUCGCCUAUCAGGAAAGUUUCCAAUUGAGCUUACUCAAUGUUCUCUUAUCAUGCUGCUUGAUCUAUCCUUCAACAACUUACAAGGCUCUGUUCCUGUACAGAUUGACCGUUUUUCCAAUUUAGCUCUCUCUCUUAAUCUUUCGAACAAUAACUUCGAAGGACAGUUGCCUGCAAGCAUUGGAAAGCUGGUAUUUGUACAGGCAAUUGACUUGUCUGGCAACCAGUUUUCUGGGUCCAUACCUACAUUGAUGGGAAGCUGCAUAUCUUUGGCGUAUCUAAACAUGUCCAACAACAUAUUUGAGGGGACUAUUCCAGAGUCGUUGAAGUUGAUCACUCAACUUGAAGUUUUGGACUUGUCACUUAAUCGAUUAAAUGGCAGUAUUCCAAUCUGGAUUGCUAAAGCACAGAUGAUCAAGAAUCUCAAUUUAUCUUAUAACAGGUUAUCAGGAGAAGUUCCAGACACUGGGAGGAUAAAAUCUUUCAAUAGAAGCUCAUUCUUGGGGAAUGUGGGGUUGUGUGGUGGUUCUGCACUACUUGGUCGUCCGCCAUGCGAAGUUCAAAAGCAAAGAUCUAAGAUAAAAAAAUCGAUACUUUACUCUUUGGUUGCAGCAGUUGCAUUAGUCUGUGUGCUGGUUGCUGUCUUCGUUUAUUGUUUCUUCUUCUUCAGAAAACGGGAUUCAAAACCAGAACACCGUGAACACGGAAUGCUAAGAGUAAUGGGAUCCCCAAGCCAUCGUGGAAGUCGAACUUUCACCCAAAGGGAACUUGAAAUUGCAACAGGUGAGUUCAAUGAAGCUCAUCUCCUGGGUAGAGGGACCUUCGGAACAGUCUAUAAAGCAAUUGUUGAUGACGGGGAUACUAUUAUGGCAGUGAAGGUUCUACAUGGUGACAGUAUUCAGAGUUACAAAAGCUUUAAGAGGGAAUGCCAAAUCAUGUCCGAAAUUAAGCACCGGAAUCUUGUAAGGAUGGUAGGAUAUACCUGGAACACACAGUUCAAGGCUCUUAUUCUUGAAUAUGUAGGAAAUGGUAACUUGGCAGAGCAUCUCUAUCCUGGUGGACUAGAGGAAGGAGCAUGUGAAUUAACAUUGUGGGAAAGAUUGUCUAUAGCUAUAGAUGUUGCCAAUGGCUUGGAGUAUCUUCAAGAAGGUUGUCCAGUCCAAAUUCUACAUUGUGAUUUAAAACCAGAGAACGUGCUUAUUGACAAUGAUAUGGUGGCUCACGUGGCAGAUUUUGGGAUUGGAAAGCUCAUAUCAGCUGACAAAUCCAAUGAAUUGCAUGUUAGCACAACGCAUUUUCUACGAGGAUCGAUUGGUUACAUUCCCCCAGAAUAUGGGCAAGGAAAUGAGGUAUCAACUAAAGGAGAUAUCUAUAGCUUUGGUGUGAUGGUGCUCGAGUUGAUAACAAGAAAAAGACCAACAAGCAAUAUGUUUCCAGAUGAGGUUGAUCUAAGGAACUGGGUACAUUCUUCGUACCCAGACCAUGUUUUGGAUGUCGUUGACAGUGCACUGAAGGAGAUAAAAAGUACAGAGGGUGCUUUGCAAGAGCUUGAGAGAUGCUGCAUUCAAAUGCUUGAUGUAGGGUUGAUGUGCACAGAAGAUACUCCGCAAGAAAGACCCUCCAUGUCUUUUGUUGUGCAGAAAUUGACACAGUGUCUCAAAAGCUCCAAGUUCAUGUGAGACCUGGAGAGAUGGUGAAACUUCUACAUCCACAAAUGUAGGAGUAGAGUUUUCCAAUUCUGGUUUAUUAUCGAGUUUGUACUCUAAAGUUAUUGUCAGCAUUUUUUUUUCUACUAUAUAUGUGGUAAAUUGUAACAUAAACUAUGUAGGGGGAAGAAUCACCAUUAUAAACUAUAUAUGUGCUAUACUCUCUUAUAGUUAAAGCCAGGUUUGAGAACAA